CACAUCAAUUAAUUUAUCCUUGCCAGCUAAUGAUCUGCACCGAAGGCGGGCGCACUGCAUAAGAACAACUAGCUAUUUCACAUUUCACAUGGUUUACAGGGCCCAGUAAUUACUUACUGGUUAGCUCAAACGAGGCGUAAGGCGUAAUGCUUGCAGAUCAGUUUCCUGUAAUUAAUUUAUUUAUGACACAUCAUUAAUUCCAUUUUAGGAAUUCCUACAUCCUAUUUCUCUAUCCGUAUUAUUGAAAUUGAAAUUGAAAUUUGGUAUGGGGCACUCCCGAAAAAUAAAUAUUGCAAAACUGUGUGCGACCCGACCACUCCAUCUCUCUUAUCUACCAGCACUAAAACAGUACUACUAAUAAUAGUGCUUAUAGUAUACUUAUAAUAAUAGUAGUAAAGUAGUAAUAAUAAUAUUAAUAAUAAUAUAAUAAUUAUAGUAAGAUCCAUACCGCCAUGUUUUCAUCUAAACGACCCAAAUUCGCAUUUGAAUUAACCAUCAAUGAGUUAUCGAAUAUCCCUCAGAUAAAUGGGUCAUGCUUCUUAGAGUUAUCUAUUAGAGAUACGAAGAGGACUAAUAACAAAUUGGUGGAGAAGUUACCCGGUCAUCGUCAUCAUCAUAUUCAACAACUUAAACGUACAGAAUCUCGAUCUAAGGCCAAUUCGACAAGUAGCACUGCUGGAGCAUCCACUACCACUAUCAAUAGCAAUAGCAAUAGUAAUGCUACUGGUACUGGUACUGGUACUGGCAGUGGUACCACCACUACUAGUAAUUCAUCUUCAAUAUCAUUAGCCAAACCAACGGCAAAGAAUAGUGCAUCGGCAUCUUCAAAUCAUAUAUCAGCUACAACAUCUCCUAAACGAAUUCAUAACUUCAAAUGUGUAUUUAACUAUAAAUUAUCUUGUAAUUUAAAAUUCCCCUUAAAGAAGAAUGAGAAUUUAAUUGGUAAUAAAUAUCUAUUAUUAAGAAUUUAUUAUGUAACAGAAAAGUCUCAUAGUCAUAAAGAUGAAUCAAAUGAUAAUUCUCAUAAUAAUCAUGAAACUAUACUUGAUUUAGGUAAAGUCGAUAUAAAUCUUUCUGAAUAUUUGAACUUUAAUGAUACAGCAAUUACUUCAAAAUAUUUACUUAAAGAAUCAAAAGUUAAUUCAAUUUUAAGUUUAACAAUUUCAUUAACAGAAUUACCUACUGAUUAUGAUUUUCAUACUCAAUUACAAAUAAAUGAUGGUUCAGCUGUGAAGGGUUCUACUAUCACAAACAAAACUACUAAUAUUAAGAAUGAUAAACCAAGUAAAACAUCGACUGCUACUUCUACAUCCAAUAAUGGUACCACCAUAUCUAAUUCCGGAUUCAUAGUUCCUCAAUUUGAAAGAAAGAAUGUCUUUGGAGGUAUCAAUAAUGUAUUCUAUAAUGAUCGUAGUUCACCUACUGGUUCUCAUAGUAAUUUAUCUUCAACUAAUAUAUCUUCUGAAGACGAAAGUCCAACAACAUCAGCUCAUUCACAUACUUCAAAUCCACAUUCAUCAAAUUCUGGUACAUUCCUCAAACAUAAAUUAAAAAGGAAUAAUAGUUCUAAAAAAUCAGGUAAUUCAGCUUCAAAUUCAAAUGGCAAUCUUAAUAAUUCUUCUGGUACAAAUGCAGUAUCUUCUAUGAGUCAUUCAAACCAAUCAUCUUCUAAAAGUAAUAAUGAUGCUCUUAAUCAAAAGUCAUCUAUAAUAAUGGAUCCUCUCAUUAAUGGAUUAUAUUCGAAAAUUCUUGAAAAUACAUGGGAUCCAGAAUUAUCGAAUUUAUUAGAUUAUGGUCCUGAAAAGUGUGUAAAUGAUAUAUUUGAUGAUCCAGCAAAUCCAUUAGGUAAUAAUCCUAAAUUAAUUGAAAAGGCAAAGCAUAUAAAUGAUGAAUUCGAUGAUGAAUUCGAUGAAUCGGGGUUUAGAGAAUUGAAUGGUUUAAUUAAUGAAAUAAAGUUUAGGGACGAUCUAAAAAGUUGGAAUAUUAAAGUAGAGAGCUAAAUAAUUAUAUACUAUUUUUAAUUUAAGGAAAAGCUUCUAAUUUUAUAACCUAAUUUACUUAAGGGAUUAAGAAUGUAACUUCGAUUAUAGAUACUCUUUGAUGUUAUUGUAAUAGUAUCAUCAUUAUCAUUAUCUGUUUCUGUUUCUCUUUCUGUUUCUGUUUCAGUUUCUUUCUCUAUUUCUGUUUCAUUUUCAUUAUUACUGAUAUUGAUACUACUAUUAUUAAUAUCAUCAUUGCUCUUAACAUAGUAAUUAUAAAAUCCACUUAAAGUCCGUAAUCUUUUAUUGUAUCCUCUAUUAUCAUUAUCAUCAUUAUUAUCAUG
Scheffersomyces amazonensis is the source of this 2323-nucleotide messenger RNA. RefSeq lists its product as uncharacterized. The record is from RefSeq and is a predicted model, not a curated record. The coding region runs from base 453 to 2000 and encodes 515 amino acids. The transcript has a single exon. Lineage: Eukaryota; Fungi; Ascomycota; Pichiomycetes; Serinales; Debaryomycetaceae.